GAGAGACGUCAAAACAUCGGAUAGAUCCAGCAAAUAUCCUUCAACACCCGAAACACAGCCUACACAUCCCAGGAGCAGAGCGGCUGCGGCAUCACGUAGGAGACUACCAAGAAACCAGCGCAGCUUGGAGCUGUGAAGCAAGCAAUAUGGCUUUGAACCCACACCAAAAGAACAAAGUUGAUAUCAGCACUCUCUCAGAAGAGGAACAAAAGCUGUUCCGGCUCUAUGGCAAGCUUCCUAACAGGAAGGACUUGUUCAGCAAGAAAUUGUCGGAGCGCAAGUACUUUGACAGUGGUGAUUAUGCCAUGUCCAAAGCUGGCAAGGCCGAUCCUGGCUCGCUAGGCGGCGCGCUCGGUCGCGAGCAUCCUACACCAGAGAACAUCCCACACCUCACAACUCAACAGUCUGGAGGUGCUCCGGGCGAACAGCGCAAUUCCAUCUCAGGAUCGCUGAGCUUGCACCCCACGACUUCGCAAGGACAGAGCGGCUCUCCUAUCAAGGAGCCAUCUAUUCUGCAGCGUGGUAUGAGUGUGGAUGAACAAGAGCCCGAGGAAGUCGCCAAAGCAGCUGCUCCAAGCUCCGAAGAACAGGGCGUGCCAAUUCGAAAGUAGGCGCUGUCGUCCUCCGGUUACACAAACUUGCAGGACGACACAUAUCCUGCAUGCGAUUCAGAGGGAGAGAGAACUUGACACCCACCAUCGCCCUGGUCGAUUGCUUCUGA
Molecule: messenger RNA, 721 nt
Organism: Dissoconium aciculare CBS 342.82
Lineage: Eukaryota; Fungi; Ascomycota; Dothideomycetes; Mycosphaerellales; Dissoconiaceae
Product: regulator of ATP-sensitive K+ channels alpha-endosulfine
Exons: 3
Coding region: 147-611 (154 amino acids)
Cellular component (GO): cytoplasm
Molecular function (GO): protein phosphatase inhibitor activity
Source: RefSeq, a predicted model, not a curated record